Molecule: messenger RNA, 2943 nt
Organism: Macrobrachium nipponense
Lineage: Eukaryota; Metazoa; Arthropoda; Malacostraca; Decapoda; Palaemonidae
Exons: 4
Coding region: 656-1825 (389 amino acids)
Source: RefSeq, a predicted model, not a curated record
CUCAGUCAGAGUCAGCUCAGCCAGACUCAGUCUCCCAACAGCAUGCAUGGUGUGAGGACGGCACCUUCUUGCGCUUCGGCCCACUGUCGCUUAUCGGGUUGUAACGGACACGACAAUUGUUAGUUGUGAUAGAAUAGCAUUGUUUUUUUUUAUAUUUCUGGUUGAAGUGGUUAUGCAGGAGAAUAUUUACCACUAUUAAUCGUGAAGUUUAUGCUGCUAUCGGAAGUUGUGACGAUAUACAAAACUUUGUGUGAUGAGAGAGAUUAUCUGCACGUCGAUUUCACGAACUUCGAUGUUUAAACAAACUUCGUCGUCGGAUUACAAGUACACCCAUUAAAAGCUCCUCUUCCGUUUAAACACAGGAAUGUAAAACCCACUGGAGAGCCCCCAAGAGUGCCCAUAGUACCCUUACCAUGUUUUGGAAGACCUAAGUAGAAAAACAGAGCAAAUCCUUUAACAUCACGCCAACAGCAAGUUUAGUGGAAGCGUGUUUGGUGCCAAAGUGAAGCUCCCGCAAAGCCAACCAGACAAAUGCGAUUUUUUUGCUCCCUCUCGUGAAAGAGUUUAACAAGUUUAAAUAUCCUUUUAAUUUCUCUCUUGAGGACUCGACGCAGGAUUAGAACACCGAGCUCUCUAGAAUGUGUGGUGAAGUGAUAUGAUAGUGUCUCUGCCUACUGGUGCAGCCCUGGAUAAUUAUGUCCAGGUGGCGAUCAUGGCGACGUCGAGAUGGGGAGAGCCGGAGUGGGACCCAGGAGACUGCGAAUGCGGAGGGCCUCCCCCUCCCGAAUUCAUGGUGCCCCCGCCACCCAGGCCACCUCCGUUUUACCCUAUGAUUGAGGACGAGUUCUUCCAGGUCGUAGAAGACGAGUGCGACGACUCGCUGUCGUGCCCUGCCCUCUUGGGGGCACGGGACCAAAGGCCCCCGCCCUCAAAGGCGCACCUGGCUGUCGUCAUCGUGUCUGCGUCGACGCUCGUCAUUCUCAUAUUAGUGGCGGCUGUCAUCUUGUGCAGGAUACGAGGACGCGGACGGGCCGCCAAAGGAUGCACUGAGCUCAGCGGCGCAAUCAUCUAUGAUGACCUCCCCUCUGCGCCCUCCAUUGUGCCCUCCCGGACGAGGCCCCGCUUCAAGCCUGUGCCCAUGGACAGCGAGGAGGUCAUGGGCAUGACUAUGGGCGUCCAUCUCUAUACCCCCGAGCCCCGGAGUCAUCCGCCUUCGGAGCAUUUGUACCAAAGUAUCUCUUCAGGUAGCGAAACUUGUAGUUAUAGCACAAGCGAGGCGACAGGCCAAGAUGGAAGGGCCUUGUUGCGUCUCCAUCAUCAUCGCGGAGGUGGUGGUAUUGGAGGGAGUCUCGGAGGCGGAGGAGGGGGAGGAGGAGGAGGAGGUGGAGGAGGAGGAGGAGGGGGAAUGGGAAGGUGUUCCCCUUCCCUGGUCGACACAGACAGCGAGGACGAGCACUUGGCCUCCCAGGGGAUUCUGAUGGGCGUCAGCGACAACGACACCCCGAGUACGUCUCCCGCUCGAUCGAGGUACUACUGCUCGAGCGCCCCUCCCCCUCAAACGUCCUCCUCCCCGAGGAGCUCCGAUUACGAGAGCGUCUAUUACGUGGGCGGAAUCCGUCGGGGGAGGCCCCCGACGCCCCAGGAGAGGGGGCUUCCGCCAUUACCUUCCCGCACCGACAGGUUCCGAAUGUACUUCUCGGUGGAGAGAGGCCAGCAGUAUCACAUGGCGCCGCUCACCAGGGAAGGCAGCAACCACCGAAGACACACCGGCCACCGACCGCGCCUUCCUCCGGAGGCGGAGCCCCUUUACGAGAACUUGACGUAGUUGUGCUUUCACACAAAACACACCCACACACAAACACCCACACCCACACACAAACACGAACCACAUCUCGCACACAUCAAUGCCUGUCUGCACCUUGCAAUUUCUGUGUCACUCGUGUUGAAAAGUAAAAAAAUAAAAAAAAGCAUGACGAAUAUUUUUCCUUUGCUUUCGCUAUUCGGAGAAUAAUGCGACUGAAAAAAUAAAGUACUGUCGCUUGAAAAAUGUUUAUACGAAGAGAUUUACCGGAAGGAAAGACAUCACACCACCAGCAGGUAAUGAUCUCAGGUUCAGAACAGGAGAUAACGAAGGUAGAAACUCUCGUGGAAUUUACCAAUUUUGAUGCGACGUGAUUUGAAAGUGAAAGUGUGGAAAGUAAUUCGUAGUGAAAGCAGAAAAAAGAAAACUUUCUGAGGACCAAAAUUUGUGCAAAGAGACACGUUUUGUAAUCGUUUGAACUCUCAAGUUAAGAGGCAAAGCAUAAACAGGUUUGAAAAGAGAACAUAAUUAUGUGUCAGGAAGAAAAAUGAUAUUUGAAAUGGUGAUUGAUAAAAGUGUGAACAGAAUAAAGUUUCCAAGGAAUGAAUAAGUGCGGUGAAAAAAAACAUUAUUGCACAGUAAUGGGUAAUUAUUCGAAACAUCCACAUUGAACGAAAUAAGUGUGACAAAAAAUGGCCUGCAGAUAUGACAGUAAAAUAAUCGCCCUAAGUUUCAAAAAUAAAUUUACUCGUGUGCGAAUCACUAGAGAAAACAUUGGACUUGGUUUUCUAUGAUUUUGCGGCUACAUUAACAAAAGUUAUUAUUUUGAACUCAUUAAAAAUGGUUCAUUUCCUCUUGGAUCGCUUGUUUUAAAGUAAUUCAACUUCGGUUAUUAUGCAUAUGUAUAUAACCAAGUAUAGUUUAUGAAAAAAACAGUGGAACUUUAUUCACUCGAGCAGGAAAACCAAAUUUCCUGAUCUUUGGACAGACUGACAGUUUGGGAUCCCAAAAUGAAAAGUUAAAAAAAGAAGAAAAAAAGUGAUGAUGAUGAUUGCACACGAACAUUUGGAAAGAGUCAUGCGAGCAAGCAACCAAGCAAGGGAAAUGGAAAAACUGGAAUAAAGGUAAAAAAAAAAAAAAAA